UGUCCCCAGGCCGAGAACCUGCUGCUGGACGCCGACGCCAACAUCAAGAUCGCGGAUUUCGGCUUCAGCAACGAGUUCUCGCGGGGCUCCAAGCUGGACACGUUCUGCGGCUCGCCGCCCUACGCCGCGCCCGAGCUCUUCCAGGGCAAGAAGUACGACGGGCCCGAGGUGGACAUCUGGAGCCUGGGGGUCAUCCUCUACACGCUGGUCAGCGGCUCGCUGCCCUUCGACGGCCACAACCUCAAGGUGAGCGCCGGGAGGUCGCCGUCACUCCUGGGGAGCGGCCGGUCAUUGUCCGGUCAGCUGUGGUCACCUGUGGUCAUCUCCUGGGGAGCGGCUGGUCACUGCAUGGUCACCUCCUGGGGACAGGCUGGUCACUGCGUGGUCACUGCCGAGAACCUGCUGCUGGACGCCGACGCCAACAUCAAGAUCGCGGAUUUCGGCUUCAGCAACGAGUUCUCGCGGGGCUCCAAGCUGGACACGUUCUGCGGCUCGCCGCCCUACGCCGCGCCCGAGCUCUUCCAGGGCAAGAAGUACGACGGGCCCGAGGUGGACAUCUGGAGCCUGGGGGUCAUCCUCUACACGCUGGUCAGCGGCUCGCUGCCCUUCGACGGCCACAACCUCAAGGUGAGCGCCGGGAGGUCGCCGUCACUCCUGGGGAGCGGCCGGUCAUUGUCCGUGUCCCCAUGUCCCUCCCAUGUCCCCAAUAUCCCCAAUGUCCCCACUGCCCCGAUGUCCCCCCAGUGUCCCCAAUGUCCCCUUGUGCCCCCCCAGCAAAUCAUGAAGGACAAGUGGAUCAACAUCGGCUACGAGGGCGACGAGCUGACGCCCUACACCGAGCCCCAGGAGGACUUUGGGGACACCAAGCGCAUCGAGGUGAUGGUGGGCAUGGGCUACACGCGGGAGGAGAUCAAGGAGGCGCUGAGCACCCACAAGUACAACGAGGUGACGGCCACCUACCUGCUGCUGGGACGGCGCGGAGAGCCCGAGGGUGGCACCGCCCUGUCCCUGUCCCUGUCCCGGCCGCGGGGCGUGGCCGAGGCGCCCAACGGUGCCACCAAGUCGGGGACGUCGUCGGGGACGUCGGGGAGCCACGGCAAGGGACAGCGCGGGGGCGGCCACCACCGGCAGCGGCGGCACAGCGACUUCUGUUGGUGCCCCCAGGUGCCCCCAGGUGACCCCUCCCCCCCUGUGCCCCCAGCCCCACGUGCCCCCCAGCGUGAUGGGCCGCAGGAACACCUACGUGUGCUCGGGGGGGGAGCGGCACCUGCUGCUGCCCAACGGCAAGGACAGCCCCACGUGCCCCCCAGCGUGAUGGGCCGCAGGAACACCUACGUGUGCUCGGGGGGGGAGCGGCACCUGCUGCUGCCCAACGGCAAGGACAGCCUGCCGUCCCGCCCGCCGCCCUCCCCCUCCAGCCACUCCCUGGGCGGGGCUCACCUGGCGCACCUGGCCCGGGGCUGCCCCGCCCGCA
Messenger RNA from Passer montanus (Eurasian tree sparrow), 1474 nucleotides. RefSeq names its product MAP/microtubule affinity-regulating kinase 4-like. The annotation marks the transcript as partial. The transcript has 8 exons. Gene Ontology annotation, molecular function: protein serine/threonine kinase activity; protein binding; ATP binding. The record is from RefSeq and is a predicted model, not a curated record. NCBI's taxonomy places the organism in Eukaryota, Metazoa, Chordata, Aves, Passeriformes, Passeridae. Gene Ontology annotation, cellular component: cytoplasm. Gene Ontology annotation, biological process: microtubule cytoskeleton organization; protein phosphorylation; intracellular signal transduction.